AUGGGAUUGUGUUGCUCUUCUGCUGAUACUGUAGAUGAUCAUCAUACGAAUCAUCCACUGGAGGAUGAUGAGGAACGUCAUUCAAUAUCAAACUCUAAUUUACAAAAUACAACCCUAGAAUCUAUUAACAUUAGUUUACAUGGAAAAACCAAUAGCAAUACUGUAGCAUCAGUAACAUCAAGUCUUCGGAAUCAACAUUCCGUACAUAGUAGCUCUGAAGAGGAUCAUGAUCCGACCUCUCCAAAGAAGAAUCAAAAGAGAAAGAAGAAGAAUCGUUCAAAGAAGAGUUUAACCAGAAAGUUUUCAAAGUCAAGACAAGACGAAUUAGCAGCUUCGUUUGAAAAUUCACCAAGUAAUAGUCCAAGAACAAAUUACUAUUAUUACGAGGAUAUUGUCAAUACAGCUGAGAUGGAACAUGAUUCCGAUGAUCAACAUCCAUCCAAUCAUCAUGUUUCUCUAAAUCAUCCAACGAAUGGUGACUUAGAAUCAUUGAAAAUAUCAUCCCUUGCUAAUUCAUCCUAUUCAUCAGCUGUGAAAUAUUCUAGUAUUAUGAAAGGAAUUAAUCCAGCACUGGGGUCUUUAGUAUCAAGCAAUAGUACGAGUAGUCAUGGACAUCACCAUCAUCAUGUUCCUUCAUCUCCUUCAUUGUUGACAUUAAGUUUACAACAGCAACAAAUUAAACAACAUAUGGAGUCAAUGAAGAGAAAGCAAGGAGCAUCAAGAAGGACACUCUCAGAAUAUCAACAACCAAGCCAUUUAGAGGUUACUUCGAGCACUUCAAUGUUGAGUUUUAAUGAAAAAAAGCCAGUGAUUGAUUCAAAGAAACAACAAAUCUCUGAUUUUAAAAAGCCAUCAUCCAGUAACUUGAUUGUUAAAUUGGAAGAAUCUGAUGAAUCUGAAGAGGAAGAUAUGGACAUUUCUGAUGAAGAUGAAUCAUUGGAUUCUGUUCAACAAUUUGCCAAGAUUCAACAAGAAACUGGUACUAUUAGAAAGCAUCCACAAAAGGAAAAAUCUAGUACACUUCCACCUAAUAGUUUGGAUUUGAGCUCUGGUACAAAUUCUUGGUUUGCUAUUCCAAACAAUUUGCCUAAAGUGAAUAAGGUGAAAACAUCAAAAUCAAAUUCAAAGAAUCAAGUUGACUCAGAUACAACAUUACUUUUUAAAGUUGUUUUUAUUGGAGAUGGAGAAGUUGGUAAAAGUUCAUGUCUGUCAAGAUUUGAAGGAAAUACAUUCUCUAGUUCAACAAGAAGAACAGUUGGUUUGGAGUUUACAACCAGAUUUAUUGAUCAUACAGCAAAAACACAAGCUAAUAGCUUGACGGCAGCUUCUCCUCACAUGACAUCCACAAGUCCACAAGGAAGUAUUUUGUUCACUAACAAACACAAAAUUCAACUUCAAUUUUGGGAUAUGGGAUUCAGUAGUUAUCAGGAAGAAUCACUUUUCAGAGAAUACUUGAAAGAUAUUCAAUGUAUUAUCUGUGUUUAUUCUAUCAAUUCAGUUUCUAGCUUUGAAAGGCUGAAGCAAUUAUGGAACACUCAAGUGCUUCCUCAAUUAAUUAAGAACCACUAUCUACCACAUGUUAAAAUUGUUUUACUUGGAAAUAAGACUGAUCUUGACUGUGAACGAAGUGUUGACUUUAUUCAAGGUCUUGAGUUUGCAAGAGCUAUGAACAGAAGUAUUUUGAAUGCCAUCUCAUCAUCUCCUUCUCCAACCACCAUACCUCAAAAGGUUGCUAAUGUUUUUGAUGACAAAUCUAAUAAUGAAUUGAAAUCAUUCAAGAAUGAUCUUGGGGCUCUUUCAAAUACCAAUGUUGCAGCAAGUUUUGAGGAUAACAGUCUAACAGGAAAUUCAAUUUCUUCUGUAGAUGAUUGUGACAGGAUUGAUGCAGUCAAAUUUUUCGAAUGUAGUGCAAAAACUGGUCAAAAUCUUGAAACUUCCAUUCAAACUUUGGCUCACGAUUUAGAUAAUUACUUUUCCAAUUAUUUAUUAUAAUUUAAAACACAAAAGAGAGGUGUAAAUAUUUUCGAACAAUUUUGAAACAAAAUAAAUGUAAAUUU
This is a messenger RNA of Naegleria gruberi, 2057 nucleotides long. RefSeq names its product small GTPase. Gene Ontology annotation, molecular function: GTP binding; GTPase activity. Bases 1 to 1992 code for a protein of 663 amino acids. NCBI's taxonomy places the organism in Eukaryota, Heterolobosea, Eutetramitea, Acrasida, Naegleriidae. The record is from RefSeq and is a predicted model, not a curated record. The transcript has a single exon.